This is a messenger RNA of Heteronotia binoei (common prickly gecko), 2503 nucleotides long. It is a transcript of the gene INSIG2, whose product is annotated as insulin induced gene 2. Gene Ontology annotation, biological process: SREBP-SCAP complex retention in endoplasmic reticulum; SREBP signaling pathway; cellular response to insulin stimulus. NCBI's taxonomy places the organism in Eukaryota, Metazoa, Chordata, Lepidosauria, Squamata, Gekkonidae. The coding region runs from base 99 to 776 and encodes 225 amino acids. Gene Ontology annotation, cellular component: SREBP-SCAP-Insig complex; endoplasmic reticulum. The record is from RefSeq and is a predicted model, not a curated record. The transcript has 5 exons.
CAGGAUUCGGAAUGAGUGACAAUAUUUCUUUGACUUGACUCCUCUUCUUCUCUGCAUCCCAGAGUUCUGUGUUGAAUGUUGUUGGAGUGCAUGAGGCCAUGGCAGAUGACAGCACACAGCCUUCCAUACGAAAGAAGUGUGGCCCGUUCAUUGCUUCUGUAACCAGCCGCAGCCUGAACCUGGUGAUCCGUGGGAUAGUUCUCUUUUUAAUUGGCGUCUUUCUGGCCUUAGUGUUAAACUUGCUGCAGAUUCAGAGAAACGUCACCUUAUUUCCACCAGAUGUGAUUACAAGUAUCUUUUCUUCAGCUUGGUGGGUACCACUUUGCUGUGGAACAGCAUCAGCUGGGAUUGGGUUAUUGUACCCCUGCAUGGACAGACAUCUAGGUGAGCCGCAUAAAUUUAAGCGAGAAUGGUCCAGUGUGAUGCGAUGUGUAGCAGUCUUUGUUGGUAUAAAUCAUGCCAGUGCUAAAGUGGAUUUUGCCAACAGCAUCCAGUUAUCUCUGACACUUGCGGCACUUUCCAUUGGAUUGUGGUGGACAUUUGAUAGAUCUCGAAGUGGCUUUGGCCUGGGUAUAGGGAUUGCAUUUCUGGCCACAUUGGUGACUCAGCUUCUGGUCUACAAUGGAGUUUAUCAAUACACAUCACCUGACUUUCUUUAUGUUCGUUCCUGGUUACCAUGUAUAUUUUUUGCUGGUGGAAUAACAAUGGGGAACAUUGGCCGGCAGCUGGCAUUGUAUGAAUGCAAAGUCAUUGCUGAAAAAUCUCACCAGGAUUGAAGACAGUGAAAUAUGAAAACUGAUGGAAGAGGACACACUUUGGAACAGUUGACACUAAAAUUGCCAAACAGCUGUUUCCUUCCACCUCUCUGCUUUCCCAGCCUGUUCCAGCCACACAAAGCACUGUUUAUUGCAAUCUGUGAUUGCUUCACCUGUAGCUCACUUGAAAAUUCUGGGCUCGAGUACAACACAUUGAACAAGAUGGUGGUCUUUUAUGGCUAAAAAAAAAGGGUAAUGGUAGUCCCCUGUGCAAGCACCAGUUGUUUUGGCUCUCGGGUGACGUUGCUUUCACAAGGUUUUCAUGGCAGACUUUUUAUGGGGUGGUUUGCCAUUGCCUUCCCUAGUCAUCUACACUUUUCCCCCAGCAAGCUGGGGACUCAUUUUACCAAUCUCGGAAGAAUGGAAGGCUGAGUCAACCUCAAGUUGGCUAUCUGAAAUCGGCUUCCACCAGGAUCGAACUCAGGUCAUGAGCAGAGCUUAGGACUGCAGUACUGCAGCUUUACCACUCUGCGCCAUGGGGUCUUCCUUUUAUGACUAGGAGACUUUAAUUUCCCGGCUAAGCUAGCCUUGCCUUAUGCCAUCUUCUUUUCCCUCUUCUCCCCAUCCCCCGUAAUGUUCCAGUGCCAAACUGACCCCGCCCCCCUUUCAGACUACUCUGUUUGCAUUUAUCUUGGACAUCUUGAGGAAUGUGGUGGUCUUGGGUUGGUUGUGUUUUAUUAUUCUUCAGGCCUGUGAUGUAGAUGAAAAUGCAUUGAUAAAAUUGAAUCAAACACAUAAUCUGGAAUAAAAAACAUAAUCCUACCACUAAUUUCCCUCCGCAGGUCAGUGGCAUAUCAGGUGCAUCGACACACAGCCAGCGCGAGGUGUCUUGUUCGGUGUGCUUUGUGCUUAGGAUGCAUAAUCAGUCUGCAGUCACAGGGCCCAUGCCUGUGGCAUCCCUAGGAGUGUGUCCUUUGCAGUUGGGCACAUCUUCCCCAGAAGGAGCACAGCUUCAAGUGCAAGCGUGGCCCCAAGGAAAGUGAUUAUUGCUGAGACUACCUGGGAAUAAAUCCUUCUGUGGACAGUGACAGUAGCUGUGCUCUGCAAAUAGGAAAAUCCCAAACUCUCCUAACUACUGAAACAUUCCUUGGUGUACUUUUUGCAGUUUUAGUCCAUAAGUAUAUGCUUUCAUGCAUUCUGUUGAGAGAAGCAUCAUUUAAUGUGAACUGUUUCUAUAAAGACUUCAUUACAUGAAUAUAUGGGAGUGCUCCUAUGCAGAAUUGCCACACAUGACUAUGGGACUUGGAGAGAAUACCUGCUCAUGCCAUAGACUGGUUACAGAUGUUUGAGGAUGGGGGUGGACAGAGGAUAUAUGUCUUAUUGGAAGCAAAGUCCAAGAGUUGUCGGUCCAAAUGAAAACUGAAGUUGAAUCCCUUCUAUACUUGGCCAGUUUUAUUACUUCUGCCACUAGAUGGCCAUUUGGGCUUUGUACUGCUUUUUAAAAAGUCAUUCUUUUAUUUUUAAAAAAUAGUGAAAAGUUUUAGAAAAACAUGCUGCAGUCCUUUGAAAAGGCUGAAGUUGGUCCAAAGAACAUCUGUUUGGAGAACAUUUAUUUUUCUUAAUAAUGUGUACAUUAUGCUCAUAACCAUGUGGAAACAGGCACAUCGGGCAGCAUUUUUAUAGCUUGCAAAUUAAUAUAUGAUGAUUAUGCAAUGUAAGUCUAGAGGAAAAUGUCAUCAGAAGGAAAA